AUGAGCCAAUUCAAGAUCCAGCCAAUCUCCAUCCCGUCGCCGGUGUCGCCCACAACGGGGAUCCCGCUCGCAGCCAGCUCAGAGGCGAGCACCUCGUCACUCAGCGGCGGCUUUGGCACCGCUGCAGUGGCCGCAGCGGCGGCGGCGGCCAGCGCGGAAGCAAAGGCAGCAGUCAAGGCAGCGGCGAGGCAGCGCGACUUCGAGCGGCUGAGUGAGGCACUUGCGCACUCAGAGGUGCAGUAUGACGACCUCCGACUCCUCGAGCCCAUCGGCCACGGCUCAUCGGGCGUGGUGCUACACCUUCCGACCAGCUCGGUGCUCGCGCUCAAGGUGAUCCCAGUGUCGGCGGACGAGGCGGCGCGGCGGGCGAUCCUGCUCGAGCUCAAGACGCUGCACGAGUCGCGUCACCCCUCCAUUGUCUCCUUCUACGGCGCCUUCCACCGCGACGGCGCCGUCCACCUCGCGCUCGAGUACAUGGACGCUACACUGCUCGAGCUGCAGCGCGCGACGGGCUCGCCGCUUGCUGAGGCGGCACUUUGCGCGAUCUCCCGGGCGGUGCUGCAUGGACUCGUCUACCUGCACAAGGAGCGGCGCACCAUCCACCGCGACAUCAAGCCCUCUAACCUGCUCGUCGACGCAGCGGGUAACGUCAAGAUUGCCGACUUUGGCGUCUCGGGCGAACUGAGCUGCACCCUCUCGAAGUGCACUUCGUGGGUGGGGACGAUGCACUACAUGGCGCGACAAGACACCGCCGAGAUCUAG
This is a messenger RNA of Emiliania huxleyi CCMP1516, 762 nucleotides long. RefSeq lists its product as hypothetical. NCBI's taxonomy places the organism in Eukaryota, Haptophyta, Isochrysidales, Noelaerhabdaceae. Bases 1 to 762 code for a protein of 253 amino acids. Gene Ontology annotation, biological process: MAPK cascade; protein phosphorylation. The record is from RefSeq and is a predicted model, not a curated record. Gene Ontology annotation, molecular function: MAP kinase kinase activity; ATP binding. The transcript is spliced from 3 exons.